AUUUCCCAAUUGAGUUUUCAUACAAACCGAUCGAAUUAUGAAGAAAAAUGAAAGCGGCAGCUUGGCUCUUGAUAAAGAUUUCAACAUUGACAAGCUUUUGCCAAAGGAAUUGAUCGACCAUUUCAUGAUUCGAAAGCCAAUAGGAGUUCGUGUACACAAGCAGGAUUGUCGGAUCACACAUGUCCUUCCUGAAUCACAUCUUAUUGGAAAAGCAUUUCUAGGUGAUUGUAUCACUGCAAUCGAUGAAAAAGUUAUCCACACUAGUGACGAGUUGCACCAAAAGUUGAAAGAGAAAACUGAGAAUAUUCAUCUACAACUGAAACGUAACAUGUUUUCCUGGUGUUUUCAUAUUCGAACAACUGUUGAGAAAAUCCAAAUUGACAGAGAUUUAGAGAGAAUCACUCCAAAUCCUGUUAACCAUUACUUUGUUCUCAUAAAAGUUCGUCCAACUCCUGAAAUGCAAUUCAUUGACUUGGGAUUAUUUGUCAAAUAUAACAAUAGAGAUCGUUUGGAGGUUGAUUAUGUUACUCCAAACAGCUUAGCAUCCAUCCAUCUGAAAUCUGGAGAUGUCAUUCGGGAGUGUAAUUCUCAGGCAAUUUGCUCGAAGAGCAUGCUCCGUUAUUGUAUUGCGAGCAGCAUCGCUUCUUCUGGACACUUUACGCUUCUUAUUGAAGCACCAAUUCGAGAUAUUCUCAGAGAUCACAUUGAUUUGGCAGAUGAUGUUGUGGCAAUUGCUGAUAAGGCGGUAGAGGAGUUCAGAAAAUUGGGGAAAGGAUAUCUACCACAACAACCGAAGAAAGGAGAUAAGAAGAAAAACAUCAAAUUGAAAGAGGGACGUACAGAACAUCAGAUCGUUAGUGACAUUGAUCCUGCUAAACUGAGAGCGUGUAAAAAUGCUAGCUGAAUUUCUCUGAUAAUAAAGUUUCUACAUU
Molecule: messenger RNA, 932 nt
Organism: Caenorhabditis elegans
Lineage: Eukaryota; Metazoa; Nematoda; Chromadorea; Rhabditida; Rhabditidae
Gene: mpz-5
Product: PDZ domain-containing protein
Exons: 6
Coding region: 38-904 (288 amino acids)
Source: RefSeq, marked reviewed